AUGUUGAAUGGUCAUUCUUCAGUCGAUCAAUCGAUCAAUGACUCGUUUCAGUCAUUCGAUUCGUCCGCUCCUCUGCCUGAGAUUUCGAAGGAAUUCUUGAAGAAAUUGACCGAAAGUGCUCAAAAAAUCGUGGAACGAGACGGGAAUUUGCCUCUUUUCACUUUCAUCAACACUGCAUAUAAAGAAUUAACGCUGAAUUGGCUUUGCAAUGUCGCUGAAUUUAAUAAUACUUUACAAAGGACAAUAAUCGUAGCAACGAGUGAAUUAUUUUGUCGGAAAUUGAAAAGUGAAUGGAAAGAGGUGAUUUGUCUCUCGCUACGACUCGGCGCAGAAUACGAGGGUUCAUUUGAAUGGGGUCGACAACAAUACGUCAAUCUUCUAAAGAUUAGGGCGAAAAUCAUGCUACAUCUUGUACAGAAAAAGUUACCCUUUGUGCUAUUCGAGACGGACGCGAUUUGGUUAAAAGAUCCGACUGAACUCUUUGAGAAUCGGACAUUCGUUGAUGAUGCCGAUAUCAUUGUGCCAACAAAAGGAUAUACACAUAAGGGAGACACAUAUUCUUUUGAUCCGAUGCUUGUUUAUCCAACAAAGGCAACGCUUUCGUUGUUCUUGGAAAUGACAAGAAGAUUGAUUAAACGAAAAAGAACAUAUGAUCAGGAUAUUCUGGAGGAAUUGUGCAAAAAUCAAUUCAAUGGAGUGAUUUGUCGACAAUUUGAAUGGAAUGAGAUUGCUGAUGGGAAAUGGUUUAAACUCUCGGAAAAUGAGCGUCUCCAAUAUAAACCCUACAUUGUCAAUAAUAACUACUAUGUUGGAGUCGACAAUAAGAUAGCUCGUCAAUCCAUCAACGGUUUAUGGUUUCUUUCGAAAAUGCACCGUUGUGUGGCGCUCAAAGUGCGGAAAGCACUCAAAAAAUAUAAUCAAACAAAAAAU
Messenger RNA from Mesorhabditis belari, 930 nucleotides. The record is from the annotation of a GenBank genome assembly. NCBI's taxonomy places the organism in Eukaryota, Metazoa, Nematoda, Chromadorea, Rhabditida, Rhabditidae.